UGCUGUAUAUAGGAGGUGUUAUUUGUUUAGUGUUUAACGUCCUGCUAUGAGUAACAACAUCGUUUCUGAAUGGUUGCUUUCACUUCACCUCGGCCAAUAUGCCGAAAGUUUUAUUGACAAUGGUUACGACGACUUAGAAAUAUGCAAGCAAGUUGGGGAUCCCGAUCUGGACGCUAUCGGUGUAUUAAAUCCGGUCCAUCGAAGCAGGUUAUUGGAAUCCGUGAGAACAUUACGUGAAGAAGGUGCCGCUUCCAUUUAUUUUACUUUAGAAGAAAGUACAGCUAUUCACGAUGAGUGUUUAUGUGAUAACGCGAGUGCACAAUCGUCCCAUACGACUUCUUCAGGCCGUUGUUCUGAAAAAGGUAGUGCCGCAAGUGCUUGUAUAAAUGUUGCGGGAGACACCGUUUGUGACAGUAAUAAAUACGUGGACGAAUAUGAAGAAGGCAAGGCCGAAUUGGUCAAAAUUCCUCGACUGCAGUUAAAGAUACUUCUGCGAGAGAACCUAAACCAGGAUGGUAUACGUCUUAGCUGCCAACCUUACUCUACCACGGUGAGUGAACCGUCCAUGUGCUGUGUUGUACCUACGACAGCUUCUUAACAUAUUCAACAAUGA
Photinus pyralis (common eastern firefly) is the source of this 613-nucleotide messenger RNA. Its product is annotated as sterile alpha motif domain-containing protein 5-like. NCBI's taxonomy places the organism in Eukaryota, Metazoa, Arthropoda, Insecta, Coleoptera, Lampyridae. The coding region runs from base 47 to 598 and encodes 183 amino acids. The record is from RefSeq and is a predicted model, not a curated record. Gene Ontology annotation, molecular function: protein binding. The transcript is spliced from 2 exons.